Messenger RNA from Coregonus clupeaformis (lake whitefish), 2742 nucleotides. Its product is annotated as solute carrier family 22 member 13-like. The record is from RefSeq and is a predicted model, not a curated record. The transcript has 5 exons. Gene Ontology annotation, biological process: transmembrane transport. NCBI's taxonomy places the organism in Eukaryota, Metazoa, Chordata, Actinopteri, Salmoniformes, Salmonidae. Gene Ontology annotation, cellular component: membrane. Gene Ontology annotation, molecular function: transmembrane transporter activity. The coding region runs from base 1 to 678 and encodes 225 amino acids.
AUGUUGGACCUCUUCAGGAUCCCCUACCUGAGAAAACGGGCUCUCAUUCUCUCCUAUAUCUGGUUUGUAACCAGUCUGGUGUACUACGGGGUGAGUCUAAACGUGGGUAACUUUGGUCUGGACAUAUAUCUGACCCAGUUGAUCUUUGGUUUGGCUGAGCUCCCCGCCCGGCUGGGCUCCCUGCCCCUCAUCGAACACUUUGGACGGAGGAUCUGUCAGGCCACCGCCCUGUUCUUUGGAGGCACAGCCUGUCUCGUUCUUCUAGCUAUUCCAGAUGACCUGCCGGUAGUGACGACAGUCAUAGCCGUGUUGGGGAAGUUUGCCCUGGCUGCCUCCUUCACCAUCGUCUAUGUUUACACAGCUGAGCUCUAUCCCACUGUAGUGAGACAGAACGGAGUGGGUCUGAACUCCAUGUCUGCCCGUGUGGCUGGCAUCCUUGCCCCACUGAUUAGACUUCUGGAGAUGUACCACUAUGCCAUCCCUAUGUUGAUCUAUGGUAUCCUGCCCUUCCUGGGGGGAGGCCUCUGCUUUCUGCUGCCUGAGACACUCAACACUGAGCUACAAGACCACACUGAACCACAGGAGGACACAGUAACUCCUGAUAAGUUGAAUCUUGAAAAUGGACUCAGUCAUUUAAAGAUGGAUAAGACAGAAGAAACGAUGAUCACAAAAAUGUAAAUGAUUAUCACUGUUUUAUAUGACCUGGAGCUUUACAUAAUGUAUGUGGUUGUCUUGAUAAUGGAUCAAUAUCAAGUAGAUAUACUAAAUGACCAAUCAAAACAUUUGAUUGUUAUUCAGAUCUCAAACUACAUUGUUUGAGAGACAUUUUGUAAACAAAACUACUUUUAUAGAUGUUUUAUAAAUUCAAUGAUAAAAUUACAAUGUAUUGUUUAUCACAAAAAAACAUUUUGAUAUAGGUGAACAUUUAUCAAAUAAAAAUACACAUAAUACAAUAUGUUUGUAUAAAUCACUGCUUCAGUUCCACAUACAUUUAGUUAAUUUUUUUACGUUUGGAAUAUAUGUGUAUUGUUAUUGUAUUGCUAGAUAUUGCUGCAUUGUUGGAGCUACAGUAGACUGUUGGAGCUACAUUAGACUGUUGGAGCUACAGUAGACUGUUGGAGUUACAGCAGACUGUAGACUGUUGGAGUUACAGUAGACUGUUGGAGUUACAGUAGACUGUUGGAGCUACAGUAGACUGUUGGAGCUACAGUAGACUGUUGGAGUUACAGUAGACUGUUGGAGCUACAGUAGACUGUUGGAGUUACAGUAGACUGUUGGAGCUACAGUAGACUGUUGGAGCUACAGUAGACUGUUGGAGCUACAGUAGACUGUUGGAGUUACAGUAGACUGUUGGAGUUACAGUAGACUGUUGGAGUUACAGUAGACUGUUGGAGCUACAGUAGACUGUUGGAGUUACAGUAGACUGUUGGAGCUACAGUAGACUGUUGGAGUUACAGUAGACUGUUGGAGUUACAGUAGACUGUUGGAGCUACAGUAGACUGUUGGAGUUACAGUAGACUGUUGGAGUUACAGCAGACUGUUGGAGCUACAGUAGACUGUUGGAGUUACAGUAGACUGUUGGAGUUACUGUAGACUGUUGGAGUUACAGUAGACUGUUGGAGUUACAGAAGACUGUUGGAGUUACAGGAGACUGUUGGAGCUACAGUAGACUGUUGGAGCUACAGUAGACUGUUGGAGUUACAGUAGACUGUUGGAGUUACAGUAGACUGUUGGAGCUACAGUAGACUGUUGGAGCUACAGUAGACUGUUGGAGCUACAGUAGACUGUUGGAGCUACAGUAGAACUGUUGGAGUUACAGUAGACUGUUGGAGUUACAGCAGACUGUUGGAGCUACAGUAGACUGUUGGAGUUACAGUAGACUGUUGGAGUUACAGAAGACUGUUGGAGUUACAGGAGACUGUUGGAGCUACAGUAGACUGUUGGAGUUACAGUAGACUGUUGGAGCUACAGUAGACUGUUGGAGUUACAGUAGACUGUUGGAGCUACAGUAGACUGUUGGAGUUACAGUAGAUGCAUAAGCAUUUCACUGCAUCUGCGAUAACAUCUGCAUAACUGUGUUAUCUGACCAAUCAACUUUUGAUUUGAUAUAGAAAAGAUGAAAUCACAAUCAUUCUGCUCAUAUAGAAAAUAUGAAAUAAGAAUAAUUUUGCUGAUAUGGAAAAGAUGAAAUGAGAAUCCUGUUUGGGAUCAUCAGUUUGUGUCUCAGUAAUCAUUCAUAAUAUUUGUCUGUAAUUGCUUCUAUAAAGUGAAAUCUGAUGCUGAUUAUUGUCAAGUGACUUAAACACGAGUGUAUACAGUAUGUACAAGGAGUACAUAACCCAGGUGACUCCAAAAGAUGUGAUCCAGUGUUGUCAUGGUCACCUUCACGUCAGCUGAGAACACACAACACAUCACACUUUUACUAGUUUUCCAUAAAAACACAAUUGUCCAGACUUUAUACAGUUGCUACCUUACCUUCAUGAAAUGAAAACGCCAUAAAAACACUUCAUAUAUGCAUGUGUCUGUGUGGUCACUAAACUCCAUAUGACGUUGGUGCCGUUAGACCCCCGGCGUCUCAUUGGUUCUCUGCAGCCAGCGGUCUUCGUGUUGGUUGUGGCCAAAGCCCUUGUCAUAGUUCUCUUUCCUCCUGAACAGCUGCUGGUUGUGGAAUACAUACUAGAACUGGCCGUGCAGCGGAGCAUAGCUGCUCAUGCUACAACACGCAGACAGACACACUGCGUC